AUGCUCGAGCCAACGCCGAUGGAAUGGAUCACGGUCAAGACGACCCUCCCCGCGGUGCCAUACCCGCUGCUAGACGGCCGGCCAGACAUCCGGACGGAGCGGCUCAUUCUGCGGCGGACGCUGGAGAGCGACCUCGACGGGUGGCACGCGCUGCGGGUGCAGCCCGAGGUGAUGCAGUGGACCUCGCAGGGGCACCCGGACCCGGACGUGGCGUGGUCGCGCGAGCAGAUGAAGAAGCGGCUCGCGCCGCAGGGCGACGCCAAGUACGAGUUCGUCAUCUGCAUCGCCGAGACUGGCGAGAUGAUCGGCACGGGCGGCUGCCACAUGGUCGUCGGGGAGCUCGGCUGGCCCGUCAUCGGGUACAUGCUGCGCAAGGAGUUUUGGGGCAAGGGCUACGCGACGGAGCUGGUCAGGGGCUUCCUCGAGGCGUGGUGGGCGCUGCCCCGGGCAGAGGUCGAGCUCAAGGUGGAAAAGAGCAGCGUCUCCUGGCGGGCCGGGCCAGACGACAACGACAACGACAACGACAACGAUGACGGCGGGCUCGUCGACGAGUGCAUCGUGGCCGUGACGCUCGACUCCAACACCGCCAGCCAAAACGUGCUGCGCAAGUGCAACCUCGACCUCGUCAAGGUCUGGGAGGAGGACGACAUUCGCGACCCGACGCAGAGGGCGGUCCUGUACGCCUUUGCCGGGCGCAACCCAGCCGCGAGCUGA
Molecule: messenger RNA, 714 nt
Organism: Purpureocillium takamizusanense
Lineage: Eukaryota; Fungi; Ascomycota; Sordariomycetes; Hypocreales; Ophiocordycipitaceae
Exons: 1
Coding region: 1-714 (237 amino acids)
Molecular function (GO): acyltransferase activity, transferring groups other than amino-acyl groups
Source: RefSeq, a predicted model, not a curated record